Molecule: messenger RNA, 420 nt
Organism: Symbiodinium sp. CCMP2592
Lineage: Eukaryota; Dinophyceae; Suessiales; Symbiodiniaceae
Source: the annotation of a GenBank genome assembly
AUGGCCAUGGUGUUAUCGGGGUCGAGACUCAGCUCCGUACCACCACCCCGCAAGCCAACGGAGGUUGGUGGAGAUCAGGAUCUACCACCAGCUGUCCCGAUUGACGAGAGUCUGCAUGUCCAACCCCGCAUGAGCGACGGAGACGAGCCCCUACUGCUCGAUGGAGGUGAGACGUGCCGACGCGGUCGCGUGACCACUGGUGACUUUGGGGUGCCUUCUUUGGACACUCGACAGUCGUACUUCUCCAACAGCAUGCCCAAAAGGCCCGAGGUGCCUGCGGCACCGAACCGGAUAUUGCACAACCACCAUAAACUUCGUAUCGAGAACAUGAUGAAGGAACUCUCCACACUUUCAGGGAGGCGAAAGCUCCAGAAUGAGGUGGCUUCGCGCAGGCAGGCUAAGGAAAAAGGGUCCAUAUAG